UAAGGCCGCAAAUACACGACGCGCGUUUUCCGCGCCCGCGUUCAAACGCGUAUAACAGUAGAACAGUUCCGCAGAGAUGUCCAGCAUGAACAUUUCUGCGUUUCCGCGGUAGCGCGUUCGAAUGACAUUUCAUCAUUGUUUACAUUUUGGCCGGUAAAACGUUGUUUGUUGUAUUUGCGUGAAAUUUACGAUAAAAACACAAAAAUGGAUUAUAUGCCAGACAAAAAAAAGAGGAAGAAGAACAUCCAUAUGAGUGAGGAAAUUACUCUUGUGUUUGUAGACCUUGUGUUCCGGCAUGAAGCCAUUUGGAACCGGAAACACAAGGAUUACAAAGAUAUUAAUCGUCGGAACGACGAUUGGUGCAGCAUAGCUGACCAAGUGGGAUUGCCAGUCAAUGUGUUGAAGGACAAGUGGGCAUCACUCCAGUCUACAUAUAGAAAGUGCCGAUCAACAUACAACAAGAGUCUGGUAACUGGUUCUGGAGCUGAUGAAGUUGACAACCCCACUUGGUUUGCCUAUAGUGCGAUGCGGUUUCUCGAUGGAACAACCGAUUGUGGUAAAACGUUGAAUACCGUAAGUAAAUAUAUACAUUUGGUCCGCGUUGGUUGCACUUUGAUAUCAUCUCAAUAAGUUUAUUUGUGUUUUUAUAUGGAAAAAGCACAAGUUUAAUAGUUGACAUGCAAUCUAAGUUCUAUCAGCGAGUUCAAACUAUUUAUGUUUUAUUUUAUGUCCAUGGUUAUAUUAUUCUAUAAGCUCUUCACAUCAUUUUAAACGAACGUAUUACCGAUAGUAUAAGGUAAAAAAGAUAAUAAAACUAAUAAUAUUGUUUUCCACAAAUUUUACAAAUGUAUUCAAGCGCAUUGUAUGCUACAAGCUAUCCGAAAUUAGAAAAACUAUUAAAUAUUUAGCGCUUUCUUUUGAUUUACUGAUUGUUUAUUUGAAAGAGAGGUGAACGAGAUGAGUUGCGAGAUAAGACUUACAUUUAUUACUGUACAAAUUCAACUUAUACAUUAAAUGGUAGUAGUGCAAUAAUCCUUACUUUAUGUAAGCAGAGUAAGUUCGUAGUAUUAGUGUUCGGCAAGGAUUUGCAAGGUUGUCACAAAUAUAAAUUUAUUAAUUUUAUUUAUUUCAUUAAUUUUCCUAUUUUCAAUUAUUUACUAAAUAAUUUGCCAUAUGCAUCCGAAUUUCCAUCAUAUUGAAAUUGGGCCGUGAUCUAUUUGCAUUAAAUCUAAGCAUAUUUGGAUUGUCGUCUUGUCUAUAUAUAAAUUGGUUGGCAUCUUGACUCCUAGUAUUUUCAUCCCGUCGUAUAAAAUUAUGCAAAUAUAUAGUGGCCAUUAUCACCUUUUUGGCGUUUUCCUCGCUAAGCUCGAUAGGCUUUCUCAACACCCGAAACCUGCCACUAUGGAUUCCGUAGGCCAUUUCAACAGGACGCCUGGCAAUCGAGUGUCGCAUAUUAAAAAUGCGCUGGACUGAUCCUCUUUCCGUUAAACCACUGAACGGUCUAAGGCAGUAAUGCGUCAACGGAAAAGCCUUAUCUCCUAAAAACAUAUACGGGACAAGGAUGCGGGAUGCUUGGUAUAACGGUGCAGGGCUUGGAAUACCACACUCGUUUCUUUCUAGUUUUUUGUAGAGUAUAGAAUUUCUAAAGACUCCUCCGUCUGAUAUUCUACCUUUAGACCCAACAUCUGCAUGUAUAAAAUUACUGUUAGAAUCUACCACACCUAAAAAUACAACACUAAAAAACCUUCUAUAGUUAAAAUAGUCAGUUCCGCUAUGCGGUGGAGCUUUUAUCAUAACAUGUUUGCCGUCAAUCGCCCCGAGUGUAUGGGGAAAAUUCCACUUUUCUUCAAAGCCCUGCACAAUUUUCAUCCAUUCCUCCGAAUUGGUGGGUAACUGUGAAAAGAAGAAGAGAUAGAUUUUUUUUUAAACAGGAACAAAAAAAUCAUAUUCUUAUUUAGAUAUUAUUAUUUAUAUUAUUAUACAUAUUAUUCGUUCAGCUAACACACCUAGAAAUAGAGGUAUUGGACGAGGCUAUUACCCCAUUUCCUGCUCCACCGUCACCGCUGCCAUCACCGUCCUACAGUGCCUCGCCGCUUCCAGAACCGUACGAUGGUGGGUCGCCGGUUGCUGAACCGUCCCGUGGUAGGUCCAACUACUCGGGACCGUACGAUGGUAGGUCGCCGGUAGCUGGACCGUCCCGUGGUAGGACGAACUACUCGGGACCGUACGAUGGUGGGUCGCCGGUAGCUGGACCGUCCCGUGGUAGGACGCAGCGCACAGGAAUGUCCCGUGCUACAUCACCGAGAUCCCGAUCGCCUCCACGCUACCCUACUCCUCCUCGCCCAACAACUCCACCAGCUCGAACGUUGCGUAACAGGCAAAGACGUUGGCAAGAGGCCAACUUAGCCUAUAAUGAGGAUGUGUUGCAGGUGAUCAAAACGAUUGGAUCGGCAACUAACAAUCUAAUCGAUCGUUUGAAUGCACCACCGGAUGACUUAGAUUCGAUAUGCAACAUCGUUCGUAGCUGGUCGCCUGAUCGGCGAGAGGAGUUUACUGCGACGAUGUUGAGUAGGGUAGCAGAGAUUCAACAGGAGAGAUUUGAGACUCGUCAAGGACGCCGGGCACAAUAAAGGCAAAGGUGAGAUGAUGCAGAGGGUAGCGGUAAAUCAUAUCGAUAGCUGCCAAACAGUUUUGCUAGGAAAUACAUAACUUGCUUAUAAUAUUGUUUUCGGCAGAUCUCUUAGAAUGCUACCAGGUUGCAAACGCUCUGGAAGUGUUUGAGCAACGCAUCAUCUAGAGGAGAAGAAUGAACCACGAUCAUCCUGACGGUGGCGAAGGCUGGAAUUAUAAGCAUGUGGGCAUGUGAAAAGAAUGCCGGACUCAUGCCUCACCAAGAAAGUCUUCGACAGCGACCUCCUGCUUAGCACGAGGCGCAGGCGUGCGCAGCAUUCUCGCUGGCUAGAUUAAGUGAAGCGAGACCUGAGGGAGAUCGGGUGUCUGCAUGGAUGGGAGGCUGCAGCCAGGGACCGAGGAUCCUGGAGAAUUGUUGUUGACUGGGCCAUGUCACGUCGACUUGCUCUAUCGUGAGCAGGCCAACAAGAGAGAGACAGAGAGAGUGAACGAGAGAUAGUAAGGAGAGAGAUAGAGAGAUAGGGAGAGAGAGAGAGAGAGGGUGGGGAGGUGAGUAUAGAAGAUCAUUAAGUAGAAAAUUUGGAAGCCACAAAAUAAUCUGUGAAAUGAUGAAAUGUAAAUGUGAUAAAAAUGUGAUAUGGAAUAAAUGAGAUAUAUGUUAACAUGUUAAUGCAAAGCACAAGCACGCAGUAUAUGCAUGUUUCAGCUGACACUUAGCAUAUACAUUCAUUCUGUGAUGUUAACACCAAAAAAUAGCGAAAAUAAAACUAUAAUUCUGUUAUGCAUCCUAACUGAUAUUCUUCUUCAUUAUUUACUUAAUAAAUGUAAAUAGUCUAUGCAUAUCUCAUACAAUAAUGGGUUCAUUACCAGGGACUUAAUUGAAUAGUUCUAUCUUGCGGGACUCGAUUAAUUUGAGGAUUGAAUCCAUAAGGCUUAUUUUAGGGUUCUUUUAUGGUAUACUAUUGAUCUAGAAAAUAAAACUCAGUAGAAUCAGUAGAAAACUGAUAUGCUACAGUAGGU
Anopheles coluzzii is the source of this 3651-nucleotide messenger RNA. RefSeq lists its product as uncharacterized. Gene Ontology annotation, biological process: regulation of transcription by RNA polymerase II. Bases 205 to 630 code for a protein of 141 amino acids. Lineage: Eukaryota; Metazoa; Arthropoda; Insecta; Diptera; Culicidae. The record is from RefSeq and is a predicted model, not a curated record. Gene Ontology annotation, cellular component: nucleus; transcription regulator complex. The transcript has 4 exons.